CGACCGACCGGGCAUCACUCACGCGCCCACCAGUCUUUAGUGCAAAUCACUUGACGUUUCACUCUCUGGACAUCAGAUUCGGUAUUGAACUCCAUUAAAAGUGAGCAAGGUCGUUGCGCACAUUAUCACAGUGUCACGAACCGUUCAGCAUACGCAUCGAAAUCAUUGUUCAUUCGAGUGAUUUCACAAGUACAUAAAUAUGGGUGCAAAAGAAAGCGUGGAGGCUGCUAAAUUUUCUACGACCAAUUGGAACAAUUUCGAGCAUGGAGUGAAACACCACUAUAGGCACGGAACUCAGCGCUCCCAGAGUCUCAACCGUGGUCACUCGCUGUCGCGCUCCGAUGGCACCUGGUGACAUCACGGGACCACGGGCAGCGUAGUAACGUGCGCCGAGUGCGGGCAGCGAACGAUGGGCAACAAGCUGUCAUCUUGUUCUUGCGCGCCCAUCCUCCGCAAGGCGUACCGCUACGAAGAUAGCCCGUGGCAGAACUCCCGCCGUCGAGAUGGUCAUCUGUUGAGGCUUUGGGCAGAGGUGUUCCACGUAUCAGCCAGUGGAGCCGGCACCGUCAAAUGGCAGCAGGUGUCAGAAGAUCUGGUCCCAGUGAACAUCACCUGCAUUCAGGACUCGCCGGAAUGCGUGUUCCACAUAACCGCAUAUAACUCGCAGGUUGACAAGAUACUGGACGUUAGACUAUUACAGCCGGGUACUCGCAUUGGACAAGCUUCUGAAUGCUUCGUUUACUGGAAAGAUCCAAUGACCAACGACACCUGGGGCCUCAACUUUACCUCGCCUAUAGAUGCAAAGCAAUUCAGAGAAUGUUGCUCACCAUCAUUCAAAUUCUCACGUAAGGCAUCCUCGAGCUACAGCCUGAAGUUGGAACCGCCGGGUAGCAAACAAAAAUUCAAGACUAAAAGGAAACCAGUCUCAACACCGGCUAGUCCAAAUCGAUCAAGCCUAACCUACGGUCGUGAACCUCAGUGCACCUGCAUGACGCAAGAACAAUAUGCCCGAUUAAGAGCUCAAGAUCCAAGAUAUCGCUCCUCAACUCUGCCACGUACCACUACACGUGCCAUUGAAACAGAUGCAGGCGCUGCUGGUGGCCCGACCGGACGGUCGGACAAAGUCGCGGCAGCUACCUCCUCUACGUCACUCUACGACAACGUCACCAGCUCCCAGCCUGCGAACCAAGCCCCACCAAAACCGGCAGCUCGUCAAACAGAUACACAAGCACCAACACGACCUCCAAAGUCGCAAGAGACUUCGACUAUGACUACAAAUACUUCGACAGCUCCAAAAACUGUUACUGCCUCAGUGGGAACACAUGGCACAAACAUAAAUGAAGAGUCACAAACCACUCCCGGACAAGCCAGCCAGCACGGUCAAGACCUCAAGUCCGAAGGUGUUCAGGCUGGUGGUACUCUAACAUCCACCAAAUCUUCAGCUACUUCCACACGCUCUAAGGAGCAUUUACAGCAUAUGCCUAAGAGCGUUGAUUACGGAGAUGGGAAUGAAUCCUCCCGCGAGCAAGACAGACACACGAUGCACAAUCACAACGUUAUCAAUAACAACACAUCUGGCUCUCGCCGUACGAAAUCAAAGAGUACAGAAGACAUGAAUAUGGAUUCAAGUACUCUGAAGCGAAUGUUGAAACCAAUGCCCUCGACGGAGAGCCCCGUGACGUCACCAGAGAUGGGUCGUCGUCGAUACGGCGGAGCUGCGCCGUGUCCACCGACAUGCGGGUCCCACGGCCACCGGCAUCAACAGCACAUGCACCAUGGUCACUACGCCCACGUAGUGAAUAACAACAGUCGGCAGGGCUCUCAAAGAUACUCUUCCACAAACCGUGGCGUGGGUGUUGGUGCGGCACCGAGCGGUUAUCCAGGGCGAGGACUUUACUUAGAACUGGGUGGUGGAGAACGAGACCUCUCCCCACCAUCUGAUAACGUGAUGUUCGACAAUCAGUGUUACGCCACCACGCCAUCCUCAUCUAACGGCAACUCUGACCAAGAGCCUUGCCAACGUCGUGACCGAGACCCCCGACAACAUCAUCACGGACAAAAGCCUUGCCUUUCGCGUCAGGCAUCUCAGUCCAGUGCAACACCGGCCCCCGGGUCACCCACAUCUCGACUACUACUUGAAUACGAGAUGCACCUUCGCAACACGCUGGCUAAGGGUAUGGAUGCAGAGAGCUAUAGUCUACACACGUUUGAGGCUCUGUUGAGUCAGAGUAUGGAGGAUUUGGAAUACAACGACAACAUGCCGCCUUCAAAUCAGCGGAGUCCAUACCCACCUCGAAGAAGACCAGCUUCACAAUGCUCCGGUGGAGGCAGCCGCUCAUCAACCUUGCCUUUACCACAUCGCCUAGGUGUAGAAAGGCAGCAUAGUGCUCGCUCUGACCGGGAUGGUUACUACAGCGACCGCAACGAGCUGAUGAGGGAACGAGAGAGGGACCGGGAACGGGAUAGGGGGUACCUCAGCGAUCACAAUACGAGGGACCGCAUAAGAGACCGUGAUCAAGGAUACCUUAGUGAUCACCAGUCAAGUUUCGUAUCGGCAUCCCGUUGCGCAUCUUGUAUCGGCGAGUCGGCUCGCUCAGCGUGGUACCGUCACUCUGAUGGAUGGCGUGGGGCUCCACCACCCGGUCCACGGCGAUCACCCUGGGACUCCUUACCAAGUCUUAGACAUGAAGGCAGUCUUAACGACUCCGGAUAUCGCAGCAACAGGGCUGACAGCUUUGAGCAGAGAGGAGUAUUUGAUCGGCAAGAUAGCGUGCGAUCGGAGUAUACCAGUGAUCGAGAAUCUUCGCGUUACGGCAUCGUGCAACAGGCUUCGAUAGACAGUACGGACUCAAGAAUUUGUUACCUGACUUCUAGUGAGAUAUCGGACGAUGAUCGUAUGUCGCUGACCACAGCGGUGUCUGAUGAAGAGGAUCCGGGCGAGAGCGCAAUGAACUCGCCUUACAAGGGCAAGCAGACCGGGGCUGCGGCGGCCUCUUUCAACUGCACUGGGGCUGUAAGGAAAGCUGGAUUUUUGAGUGUGAAAAAAUGGCUACUGCGCAAGAAACACCAGAUUGAACUAGCUCGGAAGCGCGGUUGGAAAGGGUACUGGGUCUGUCUGAAGGGCACUACACUUCUGUUUUACCCUUGUGACUCCCGAGAGGGCCGUUCAGUGGAAGCCGCACCAAAACACCUCAUUAUAGUCGAUGGGGCUAUCAUGCAACCUAUACCUGAACAUCCUAAACGCGAUUACAUAUUCUGUUUGAGUACGGCCUUUGGCGAUGCUUAUCUCUUCCAAGCCCCGUGUCAGGUGGAGCUCGAAAACUGGGUGAAUAGCAUACAUAGUGCAUGCGCUGCGGCGUUUGCUCGUCACCGCGGGAAAACGGGAACGCUUCACCUACUUCAAGAAGAAAUUUACCGCCUCGAGAAAGCUAUAGAAUCAGAUCAUAAGUUGAAACAUAUGGCCGACUUGCAACAAUCCGUAGUCUCAGAUCCUGAAACAAGGGCGCAGUUAGCCGUACAGAUGUUGCAAUGGGAGGAAAAUCUAGAAAGAUUACACUGCGAACAAUUCCGCCUCCGAUGCUACAUGGCAAGCCUUCAAAGCGGCGAGCUUCCAAAUCCAAAGUCGUUGCUGACACAUGUCUCGCGGGGUACAAAGAGCACUCUUAACAAACUGGGCGUGUUCACGGUGUCAUCAUUCCACGCGUUCAUCUGUGCCCGUUCACCCUCCUUGCUGAACAACUUGCUGGCGGGUAGAGGAGCUACUAAACGUAGAGCACCUAAUCUAUCACGAUCUAAUUCGGGCUCGAGUCGACGUUCCAUGCAGAUGUCGCGUGAAGAAGGUGAAGCUGCGGUAAGGGUUUCGUUACCCGAAGGUACCACGGCAACGGUGGGGGUGCGUGAAGGGAUGUCGGUUGAAGAAUUCCUUGCGGCUGCUUGCGCACGGCGCUCACUUAACCCUCUAGAACACUUCGUGCGAGUUAAGAAACGGCGAGAUAUGGAAGAUCAUAAUUACUUUGUACCGCACAGGAGUGACCUCAUUGAGACAUACUUGCACACACACGAGGUGGUGGAAGUCUGCGCCAAGAUUUUAUACCAAGUGGAACUUCAACGAAAUACCCUGGAACAGAUGUGGGGUUUCAGUGUAGAGGCCGAGCUGAUUGAAAACGCAGAACGACAGGACGAACUCUGCUGCUACGUCAGCCGUGUCGAGGACAAGAGCGUUGCAAUGCAGAACGGUAUAAUCAAAGGCGAUGAAAUAAUGGUGAUUAACGGAGCGAUCGUAUCUGACCUAGAUAUGAUGUAUUUGGAGAGCGUAUUACAAGAGGAGCUCUCGCUGGUUAUGAUGAUGAGGUCGUCACGGACGGAGCCGCCUGAGCUGACCGGCGUGAUGCGUGCAGCCACGGACGAUAUAAUCGAUUCGCUGGUAUGCCCGCCACCGCCCAGCGAGCCGCCCGUCAUCUCCGACGACAUGAUAUCCGGUCUCAUCGUGCCGGCGCCAGCUUGGAGUAAAGAACUCUACAGUCCAGAAACAGAUGCGCACGGGGAUGCUGCGAGCACUGGCCCUCCCAAAGUGAGCUCUCGGACGAACUCCUUUGAGAUCGAGAACCUCCUUAAGAAGGGUGGGCGUGUGCGUGUGCGGCAGAGUGCGGAGCAGGUGACUGGGUGGUGCCGCUCGCCUGCCGACACGCGGCGCGGCAGUCCUACGGGCAGCCUCACCAGCGCAGCAGUCACACCCUCGCGACACCUCUCAGACGCCGACAAGCUGCGCAAAGUGCUUAUGGAACUCGUCGACACCGAACGCGCCUACGUCAAGCAUCUAAAUAACUUAUUGGAGAACUACCUGGAACCGCUGAAGAGGGAAACUUUUUUAUCGAACGCCGAGAUCAACGCUUUGUUUGGAAACAUACAGGAGAUAGUAACUUUCCAGAGACAGUUCCUACAAAACUUAGAAGAAGGAGUCGAGGCUGAACCAAAUUUUAACCACUUCGAAUUUUCAAAUCAAUUCAAGAAUGUUCUCUUCGCAGUUGGGAAUGCUUUCCUAUAUUACGUGAACCAUUUCAAGUUAUACAGUUCCUUCUGCGCCAGCCACAGUAAAGCACAGAAAGUUUUACACCCAAAUGAGGGAAAUCAAGCACUUCAGGAGUUUUUAGCUGCUCGUAAUCCAAAACAGCAACAUUCCUCGACAUUAGAAUCUUAUCUAAUUAAACCUAUUCAACGAAUUCUUAAAUAUCCAUUACUAUUACAACAAUUGAGAAAUUUGACUGACGUUAAUUCGGAAGAACAUCUUCACUUAGUGGAGGCUUUAAAAGGAAUGGAAAAAGUUGCAGAACACAUCAAUGAAAUGCAACGAAUACAUGAAGAAUAUGGUGCUAUAUUUGAUCACUUGUUUAGGCAACACCAGAAGUCUUGCAAACAACCUAUCGAUUUAAGUCCUGGUGACUUGUUAUAUUACGGCGGUGUAGAAUGGUUGAAUAUAUCAGACUUUUUAGGUAAAAUAAAGAAGGGAUUAGAGUUACACGCUAUGUGUUUUGUAUUUAAAUCAGCUGUCGUCUUCCUCUGUAAAGAAAGACUGAGGCAAAAGAAAAAGUUAAUGGGAGUUUCCUCCAAAAAUAACUCUAAUGAAGUAGAAAUUAUACGAUACCAAGUACUGAUACCAGUGACGGAGGUUCAAGUACGUGCAUCAUCUGCUAAGGAUAUGGACAGUCAUUUCUUAUGGGAGCUCAUUCACCUGCGCAGUCAACUACAACGACGCUCUGAAAAGGUCUACGUUCUGUCAAACAGCACGGCGGACUUCCGUAACGCGUUCCUGAAAACCAUACGGCAAAUCAUUCGUGAGUCUGUGCGAAACAUGUCACUGCCCAGCUCACGGCCCGCACCCUCUCCACCAAGAGCACCAGCCACUCUCGACAGACCGAAGCACCAGGUGCAUGUAAUGCAGGGAUCGCAAACGCUUGGGAAAACGAAGAAACCUAAAACAACGGGUCAGAGACUCUCAGCUGGUAACAUCGAGGUGGGUGACUUAUCACGAGAAAAUUCACAAGAUGCUGAUGAACCUCCUCAAGUAUCUGAACUAUCGUCCGAUGAAACUACGUUCAGGCAAAGAAGCAAGACCCUCUGCGAAGCAAUUGAAAGUGGUGCCAAGCGAACUCUGCCGCCGCCGCCCCCGCCGACCACUGACACGGACAAGUCGGAGGGAGGCUCCAAAUCAGAAGGCGAAGACGAACUGCCGCAACCGCCCGCCAAGCGAGGGUUAGGCCGUACUCCCAACCACCUCACCCUCAGCACUACUUCGACCCUGAGUGCUGGGAGUACCGGAAGCCAAGCUCGACUUAUUCAAUCUUCACAUCAACCUACCCAGUAUCAACCGACCAUGGUCAAGGAAUUAGGUAAGCAAGGAUCACAGUCGCUGAAAUCGUCACCGGAGAGGAGGAGUUCAUCUGCAACAACAGAGAAAAAAAUCAAAGUUAUCCGUUCGGGCAGUGGUAGUAGCAUCAAUAGAGAUAGGUCACCGAAUAGAUCGGUCGAGCAUAUAUCACCUGAUAGAGAUCGUGUAACUAAAGUCAUUAUUUGCAAAUCCCCAAAUAAAUCCAGUUUGAAACAGAAUAAGACCCUUCAUAGAUCACCAAAAGGGAGCUUCGAUCAAUCUAAAUCCCCACGUGGGUCCAUUGACAAAUCACGGUCCCCUCAACAAAGUUUCGAUGGCUCGAGGUCUCCCCGCGGAAGUAUAAUGAAAUCAAGGGAGAGCAGUCUUGAUCGAGCAAGGUCACCAAAACCUGCCCCGAAGAAAGGUAUUAUGCGAACACCGCAAGCCAGUUUCGAUAGAUCCCCUUGUAAAUCGCCAAAUACAAGCCGUCGUUCAUCUAAAUCGAGUGGCGAAAAAUUAGCUAAGAUCGGUACUAACUCUCUGGAUAGAAUGUCUCACUACUCACAACUAGCUAAAGUUGAAGAUAAGGCCAUGAAAAUGGGUAUCGUUGUCUCAAAGUCUACCGAGUCUAUUGCUAAAACCAUCGAGCAUCCGACCUGCGUCGAAUGCUACCUCUCGGGAAAGAGACAGAGUAAGCCAUCUUAGCAUAAGGGGAAGGGCAAACAGCCCAAAGCUCGUAGGAAGUCUCUGAUGACUCAGUCCAUUCUGAUGUCAUCCGAUCGCAGCAGCGUUGAGACCCUAGAUGACUCCAGUCAAGAGCGUGGACAUUGCCCUUCCUCAAGACAUUACCAAAAGAAUGACUUUGAUCAAAUACACGUUUAAUUUGAUUCUAACUUUAAUUUAAACCUACGAUGUACCUUACUUAGAAUAUAUAAUUUAACAGGUGACUUAAUCGAAUGCUUGAAAUUGAAUUGGUUGUUGUGAUGUUGCUACUGCUUGGGCGUAAUCGACU
Molecule: messenger RNA, 7376 nt
Organism: Pararge aegeria (speckled wood butterfly)
Lineage: Eukaryota; Metazoa; Arthropoda; Insecta; Lepidoptera; Nymphalidae
Gene: sif
Product: protein still life, isoform SIF type 1
Exons: 43
Coding region: 410-7069 (2219 amino acids)
Biological process (GO): positive regulation of axonogenesis; small GTPase-mediated signal transduction; activation of GTPase activity
Cellular component (GO): membrane; synapse
Molecular function (GO): guanyl-nucleotide exchange factor activity; protein binding
Source: RefSeq, a predicted model, not a curated record